Aspergillus terreus NIH2624 is the source of this 1128-nucleotide messenger RNA. RefSeq lists its product as uncharacterized. Bases 1 to 1128 code for a protein of 375 amino acids. The record is from RefSeq and is a predicted model, not a curated record. The transcript is spliced from 2 exons. Gene Ontology annotation, molecular function: metalloendopeptidase activity. Gene Ontology annotation, biological process: proteolysis. Lineage: Eukaryota; Fungi; Ascomycota; Eurotiomycetes; Eurotiales; Aspergillaceae.
AUGGCUCAUUUAUGUGCUUUUGUACCACAAUAUGUCCUAGAAGGCAUUGUCGAAAAGGGUUUGGCCCCAGAACACAUUAUCAAUCGGUGCCAAUCCACUAUUGACAAAACUACACAACUUCGGGAUACCCGUGGACGGCAUGUGCAGAGCAUCGCAGCUGCUCAGCAGCAGCGAAUCUCCCAAGGUAUUAUUCCACCCUAUAUCCUUGAGUCAAUAGCUCGGAACCCGGCGACAGAACAGCAGCGCGAGGCAGCGCGCCACACACUCGCACUCAGCACUAAACAUCGAACAGCAGCAGCACGUGGAGGUAAACUUCUCUCCGAGGCGGAGGACCCCACCAACAACGCAAACGAGUGUUAUAAUGGCCUUGGGAAAUCUUAUGACUUCUACUUCAAUUUCUUCCAACGAAACUCAGUUGACGAUAACGGCUUUGAACUUGAUGGGUUCGUCCAUGCUGGAGACCUCUAUAACGCCUACUGGGACGGCUAUGAGCUUGUCUUCGGGGAUGGAGACGGCGUGAUCUUCGAUGGAUUCACAGACGAACUUGACGUUAUCGGCCAUGAGUUUAGCCAUGGCGUUGUGGAGCAUACAAGUCCACUCCCUUACGCCUUCCAGAGCGGUGCUCUCAAUGAAUCAUUGGCAGACGCUUUUGGUGUUAUGAUCAAACAAUGGGGUGAAGGCACCCCCAAGACUGUUGACCAAGCCGACUGGCUUGUUGGGGAGGGGAUCUGGGCUGAAGGUGUGAAUGGCAGGGCUCUCCGGGAUAUGGCAAACCCUGGAACGGCUUAUGAUGAUCCUCGAGUGGGGAAGGAUCCUCAACCUGCACACUGGAAGGAUUUCAAGAAACUCUCCGCCAGCGACGACGAGGGCGGUGUUCACAUCAACUCUGGCAUCCCUAAUCGCGCCUUCUAUCUUGCCGCAACUAAGAUUGGAGGGUAUGCUUGGGAAGGCGCCGGCGCUAUUUGGUACCGCGCUUUGGCCAGUGGUAAGCUCCGCAAGGACGGUAAAGCUAAGUUUAAGGACUUCGCGGAUCUUACGAUUGAGAAUGCUGGGGAACAUGUGGAUAAGGUUAGGGAAGCUUGGACACUUGUUGGAUAUCCAUUCGCAGAGGAGAGGCAUGAGCUGUAA